Messenger RNA from Babjeviella inositovora NRRL Y-12698, 720 nucleotides. RefSeq lists its product as uncharacterized. The record is from RefSeq and is a predicted model, not a curated record. NCBI's taxonomy places the organism in Eukaryota, Fungi, Ascomycota, Pichiomycetes, Serinales. The transcript has a single exon. Gene Ontology annotation, biological process: spliceosomal complex assembly. Gene Ontology annotation, molecular function: zinc ion binding; nucleic acid binding. The coding region runs from base 1 to 720 and encodes 239 amino acids. Gene Ontology annotation, cellular component: U2 snRNP; catalytic step 2 spliceosome; U2-type prespliceosome.
AUGGACUACUCAGAUAGAGUCAACUCGAAACAGGGUAGUGGGGGUGUAGCCGACUCGUCUCUCACCAACGUACACCGACGUCAGAGAGUGGCGCAGUUGAUAUCGUCCAAGAUCAACAUCGACCAGGAUCCAUACAUUUUCAAGAACCACUUGGGGCUUCUCGAAUGCAAACUUUGCCUCACAACCCACGUGAGCGAAGGAUCCAUUUUGUCACAUAUGCAGGGCCGCAAGCACCAAACAAACUUGCAGAGACGGGCAUUGAAGAACGGGAUUGACCCGAACACAGGAUUGCCGCAAACAGCCGACAACCAGAACCGUCCAUAUAACCAGUACUCCCUAUCACAGCACGUAGCCCCCGAAAAGAAAACUUUUAUCAAAGUUGGGAAACCCUCUUACAAGAUCUCCAAGAUCCGUCAUCCCCAGACGUUCCAAUUGGGGUUGUUGUUCCAGGUGAAUUUGCCGUUGAUUAAGGCUGGCACCCAUCCGUUUCACCGGUUUAUGAGCGUGUACGAGCAGAACAUGCAGAUCAACCAGAAACAAGCGCAGAUCAACGGUAACUUCCAGCACUUGGUGGUGAGCGCGGAGCCGUACGAGAAUAUCGCUUUCAGGAUUCCAGCUAAGGAGAUCGAGAAACUGGAUGAAAAGGAAGGCGAGAAGUUCUGGACCUACUGGGAUGACGAUACGAAAGAGUACUUUGUCCAGUUUUUCUACAAGGACUAG